Argentina anserina (silverweed cinquefoil) is the source of this 1342-nucleotide messenger RNA. RefSeq lists its product as uncharacterized. The record is from RefSeq and is a predicted model, not a curated record. Gene Ontology annotation, molecular function: phosphatase activity. The transcript is spliced from 11 exons. NCBI's taxonomy places the organism in Eukaryota, Viridiplantae, Streptophyta, Magnoliopsida, Rosales, Rosaceae. Bases 106 to 849 code for a protein of 247 amino acids. Gene Ontology annotation, biological process: dephosphorylation.
UUCUAUAGAAGGGGUCGAGGGACUUUGGGUUCGCACUCUGCUUUUAAAACCCUAUUCUCCUUCUUCUUGAUUGGGUCCAUUAGGGUUCACUGAAGCACGGCCCCCAUGGCCUCGUUUGCGUCGCUAAAAUCUGCAAUCUUCGACAGAGAAGAGCGAAAACAGCAGUACCAGGAUCACAUUCGCGGCCUCAACGCUUACGAACGCCACAACAAGUUCGUCAAAGAUUACGUUAACUAUUAUGGAAGAGAAGGGUUUUCGCAUGUGAAGUUGCCUGUCAAAACAGAUCAAGACACCCUAAGAGAAGGAUACAGGUUUAUAAGAUCUGAGGAAGAUGACAUGGACACAUCUUGGGAGCAGAGGCUGGUGAAGCGAUACUAUGAUAAGCUGUUUAAAGAAUAUUGCAUAGCUGACAUGUCACAUUACAAGAUUGGUAAGAUUGGUCUUAGAUGGAGGACAGAAAAAGAAGUUGUAUCUGGUAAAGGGCAGUUCAUAUGCGGUAGCAAACAUUGUGAUCUGAAAGAUGGCCUAGCCAGCUAUGAGGUGAAUUUCUCUUAUUAUGAAGCUGGAGAAAACAAACAGGCGCUGGUCAAAUUGGUAACUUGUGAGAGAUGUUCGGAAAAGCUUCAUUACAAACGUCAGAAAGAGAAGGAGGAGCACAUGGAAAAGGAAAAGAAGGAAGUAAACAAAAGAAAGAGGAACAGGUCAGGGGAUGAUGAUAACACUGAUGAUGAGGGAAGCAAGGGAAGGAGAAAAGGGAAAAAGCCUUUACUGUCCACAAGUGAACACAGAGGCAAUGAUGAAGAAGAUGAUGAUAGCUUUGAGGAGUAUCUUGAGGGAAUGUUUCCUUGAUGGUAAUACAUUAAGGGAUGACAACUCCAUCUCCCCCAAAUUGCAAAAACCAUUAAUCAUAGUGGAAGAUGGAAGGUUAGGAGUUGUAAAGUAAUGCCAAACUUACGUGUAUAUAACCAUCAGUGACAGAAGGCAAAGGCAAACCCAUCGCAAGAGAGGAGACAUGUUGCAUUAUAUUUCACCUUGAUCACACACGUCAGCUUGAAAGGGCCUAUGAAAUGCCGAAAUUAUUUUUUGCCGUCAUUUCAUGAGGCAGAUACAAAUUCAACUGGAAGAGCCAGAGAAACAGUGGAACAGCUGUGGUAGGCUUGACAUUGUGUUCUUGUUUUUAGGUGCGACUACAUGUCUACAUUGUUGAUUGGUGUGUUUAGGUUAGUAAUGAUACGCUUCUGCAUCGAGCAAUGCAAUAUAAUGCUAGCGUAUUCUCUAAUCAUUUUCGCACGCUUGUACCGUUUUUUAUUGAAAGCAAGAGGAACAUCAGUUUGAAAGAUGA